Messenger RNA from Plasmopara halstedii, 1050 nucleotides. RefSeq lists its product as uncharacterized. The record is from RefSeq and is a predicted model, not a curated record. Lineage: Eukaryota; Oomycota; Peronosporomycetes; Peronosporales; Peronosporaceae. The coding region runs from base 1 to 1050 and encodes 349 amino acids. The transcript has 2 exons.
AUGGCGCCUCUCGCUGAAGUUUGUGCGCCGACAUCACUAAAUCUUGAUGAGACUUCUAUUGUGAAGCAGAAGAAAAUGAUGGAAUUACAUGAGACGCAGAAGGUGUUGGAACCACAGUGCGAAGCUGCUUGCGAGGCAGACAAUAACGAGAAGAGUUUUGCUUCCAAGGCCUUUACCCUCACUACGCAACGAGAUACUGAGACUGUUGAGAUUCAAGAGUCUCAAAAGAAGCACGUGCGUUUUGAUGUUGCCGAUGUAGUUGAGUUUGAACCUACCUUGUGGACUGCUACAGUCUCGUCAGAAGGCGUUCCGCUUGGUAUGUCUGUAGACGUACGCUGUCGAACUAAGCGCUUAAUAGACUUAUAUGAAAACGAGCGUGUAUUGCUGCGCGUAGACCGACAAGUGUAUAUGGAUUUGGGAUACUUGGAACCAGAAGAGAGAUUAGAAAUUUUGGAAAAUGCAGGCCAUUCUAUCUCAAUUAUCAGUCAUGUCGAGCGUGAGACGCUUCGUAUUAAUCGUGGACGUUGGGAAUCAAAUGAAUACGAUCUCAUGUACCAAUACGGAUUGGGUGAUGUGCCAUUGAUGAUGGACAAUGAUAUGGAAAUGGUGCAACAAGAUGAUGGUGACGAGAUCAUGCAUGCUGACGAUUGCAAUGAUCUUGAUUUCAUUUAUGGUGCUGGUGUCCGAAAUAUUAUUAUGGACUCGGAAGUGCGCUUUGUCAUGGAGGACUUGGACGCAUAUGAUUUCAUAAACACACGUACUUAUGAAGAUUUGAGUGUUGCUUACACCUCCGACUGUAUACUUGGUGAUAAUGAGAGUUCGGAUGAGUACAACGAACUGCCGUACGACAUUGACUCGUUUGAUUGUCCUCUCAGCUGCGAAUCAUUAGAAAUGGGCUCGUCGCCUUCCGACGUGUCGAGUACCUCUGACUGCAUGCUUUUGACUACGACAGCCGCAAGCUACGCUUUAUAUGCUUCUUCCAAACCUACUGUCAGCAAUACAAAAGAAGUUAUUGCUUCAGUAGAGGCCAAAUUUGUCGCUGCUACAUAA